CAAAUUACAAUGAUCACCACCAUAUAUAUCCUCUUAUUCUUGAUUCAAACAUAUAGUUACACUCCAAUCAUGGUACUCACGUUUGAAAGGAAAAAGUCCAUGUUGUUUCUAUUUCUUUUUUUGUUUCUGACACUCUCGUGGCCCCAAGCUGCAGCUGAAGACAGUGAAGCAAAUGCUUUGUUGAAAUGGAAACAAAGCUUUGACAACUACAGCCAAGGUCUCUUGUCAACUUGGAGAGGUAAUAGUCCAUGCAGAUGGCAAGGAAUUCAGUGUGACAAAUCCAACUCUGUCUCCAACAUUGAUCUUCCAUUUUAUGGACUUAAAGGUACACUCCACACUCUCAACUUCUCCUCAUUCCCAAACCUCCUCGGCCUGAAUAUCUACAACAAUUCCUUUUCUGGAACCAUACCCCCACAAAUUGGUAACAUAUCCAAAGUAAAUGUUUUGAAUUUUUCUUUAAAUUUUUUCCAUGGUUCCAUCCCUCAAGAAAUGUGGAAACUAAUGAGUUUACAGAAACUUGAUAUUUCCUGGUGUCAACUAAGUGGAGAGAUUUCUAAUUCCAUAGCAAACUUGUCCAACCUGUCAUAUCUAGAUUUAGGUAGCAACAAUUUUUCAAGCCACAUUCCUCCGGGGAUUGGAAAGUUGCACAAGUUAGAGUUUCUAGGUAUUGCAGGUAGUAAGCUUUCUGGUUCCAUUCCUCAAGAAAUUGGAAUGUUGGCAAACCUUACGUAUAUUGAUUUGUCUCGAAACUCUCUCUCUGGUACUAUUCCUGAAACAAUAGGUAACAUGAGUAAUUUAAAUAUACUUGUGCUUUCUAAUAACUCCCUAUCUGGGCCAAUCCCACCCUCCAUAUGGAACAUGUCUAACUUGACCUUGCUCUACCUUGAUGCCAAUAAACUUUCUGGAUCAAUCCCUGCUUCCAUAGAAAACUUGGCCAAUAUAGAGCAUCUUGCACUUGAUCGCAACCACCUUUCCGGAUCCAUUCCUUCCACCAUUGGAAACUUGACAAAGCUCAUUGAGUUGUAUUUAUUAUUUAACAAUCUUUCUGGAUCAAUUCCUCCCUCAAUAGGAAAUUUGAUCAAUUUGAAUGUCCUUAGUCUCCAAGCAAACAAUCUCUCCGGAACAAUUCCUCCCACAUUUGGAAAUUUGAAAAUGCUCACCAUUUUGGAAUUGUCCACCAACAAACUUAAUGGUAGCAUUCCACAAGGCUUGAAUAACAUUACCAACUGGUACUCCUUGUUACUAGCUGAGAAUGAUUUCACAGGCCAUUUACCACCUCAAGUUUGCUCUGCUGGGACACUAGUGUACUUUAAUGCUUUUGGCAACCGUUUCACGGGUUCUGUGCCAAAAAGCUUAAAGAAUUGCUCUAGUAUUGAAAGAAUCAGGCUGGAAGGAAACCAAUUGGAAGGAGAUAUAGCACAAGACUUUGGAGUAUAUCCAAAUUUGGAAUACAUUGAUUUGAGUGACAAUAAAUUUCAUGGUCACAUCUCACCAAACUGGGGGAAGUGCCACAUUCUUGAAACCUUGAAGAUAUCCAACAAUAAUAUUUCUGGUGGUAUACCAAUAGAACUUGUUGAGGCAACCAAGCUAGGCGUGCUUCACCUUUCUUCUAACCACUUGAAUGGAAAGCUUCCAAAUGAAUUAGGGAAUAUGAAAUCGUUAUUUCAACUCAAGAUUAGCAAUAACCAACUUUCUGGAAACAUUCCAACAGAAAUUGGAUUACUGCAAAAUCUUGAAGAUUUGGAUCUGGGAAAUAACGAGUUGAGUGGCACAAUACCAAAAGAAGUUGGGGAAUUACACAAGUUACGGAAUUUGAAUUUGAGCAAGAACAAAAUUGAAGGAAGCAUUCCCUCUAAGUUUAGCCAAUCUUUAGAAUCUCUUGAUCUUAGUGGCAAUUUGUUGAGUGGAACAAUACCAACAAAUCUUGGAGGUUUGCAAAGCUUGUUCAUGUUGAAUCUCUCACAUAAUAGUCUUUCUGGUACCAUUCCUUCCACUUUUAGCAGAAUGUUGAGUAUUGUCAAUAUAUCAGACAACCAAUUAGAAGGGCCACUUCCAAAUAUUCCUGCUUUUCUUGAUGCUUCAAUUGAAUCAUUGAAAAAUAACAAAGGCUUAUGUGGUAAUGUCACGGGUUUGGUUCUUUGUCCAACCAGCCAUAAUCGAAAGAGCAACAAAGUCAUCCUAGUGGUAUUCCUUAGUUUAGGAGCUCUACUGCUAGUGUUGUGUGGGGUUGGACUUUCAAUGUAUAUUUUGUGUCGCAGUAAAAGAAAGGGAAAAAGUCAUUCUAAUUCUGAAGAAGCACAAAAGGAUGUACUCUUUUCCAUAUGGAGCUAUGAUGGGAAAAUCAUGUUUGAAAACAUCAUUAAAGCUACAGAGAGUUUUGAUGACAAAUAUCUCAUUGGAGCGGGAAGUCAAGGAUAUGUUUACAAGGUGGUGUUGCCUUCAGGUUUGGUUGUUGCCGUGAAGAAACUUCAUUCGGUGAUAGACGAGGAAAUGUCAGAUUUUAGUUCAAAGGCUUUUGCAAGUGAGAUUCAAGCCUUGACAGAAAUCAAACACCGCAACAUCAUAAAGUUGCAUGGAUUUUGCUCACAUUCACAGGUCUCAUUUUUGGUUUAUGAGUUCAUGCAAGGGGGAAGCUUGGAUCAAAUGCUGAAGAAUGACACACAAGCAAUUGCAUUUGAUUGGGAAAAGAGAGUGAAUGUUGUUAAAGGUGUGGCCAAUGCUUUAUCUUACUUGCAUCAUGAUUGCUCAUCUCCUAUUGUUCAUCGUGACAUAUCAAGUAAGAAUGUUCUUCUGGAUCUUGAAUAUGAAGCUCAUGUCUCUGACUUUGGGACUGCUAAGUUUUUGAAGCCUAGUUCAGAUAGUUGGACUCAAUUUGCAGGCACCUUUGGGUAUGCUGCUCCAGAGUUGGCCCAGACAAUGGAAGUGAACGAGAAAUGUGAUGUUUUUAGUUUUGGAGUACUUGCUUUGGAAAUCAUUAUGGGAAAACAUCCAAGAGAUAUCAUUUCUCAACUUAUGUCACCAUCUAUGGCACCAACUACUAAUGAUUUGCUGUUAUCUGAGGUUUUAGAUCAACGGCCACCUCAACCUACGAAAGUAAUUGAUGGGGAGGUGAUCUUAAUUGUAAGGUUAGCACUUGCUUGCUUGAGUGAAAAUCCACGUUCUCGCCCAACCAUGGAUCAAGUAUCUAAGGCUUUUGGAACAGGGAAAUCACCUUUGGAUGACCAAUUUCCUAUGAUCAGACUAGGACAACUCCGUUGAAUCAUUGGAAUACUCAUGUAUUUUGUUUCCUUUUUAUUCUCGUGUUUCUCAUGUAUGCUGUGAGCUUACGUGCCUUGUUCAUUGUAUACGUCAAGUACAAUAUUUGAAAAUACUAAUUUGUUCAAGUAAAUUAAUGUUUAA
Messenger RNA from Glycine soja, 3399 nucleotides. Its product is annotated as MDIS1-interacting receptor like kinase 2-like. NCBI's taxonomy places the organism in Eukaryota, Viridiplantae, Streptophyta, Magnoliopsida, Fabales, Fabaceae. The transcript has 2 exons. The record is from RefSeq and is a predicted model, not a curated record. Bases 10 to 3258 code for a protein of 1082 amino acids. Gene Ontology annotation, biological process: protein phosphorylation. Gene Ontology annotation, molecular function: ATP binding; protein binding; protein kinase activity.